UCUAACUAGGCAAACAGGGAGAAGAAAAAGAAUAGGUGUAGCAUUUUUGAAAGGGGUGAUAUUGGUUAGAAUUGAAACACAAUGAAUUUUGAUUUGGGCUCCAAAAACAUUUCAGAAAUCCUCUCAGAAGUUUCAGGCAUGGAUGAUUUCAUCAAGAAAUCAUCGAUGCUGGAUUUUCAUGUCCAUGCAUUGGAAGAAGAACUGCACAAGAUUGAAGCUUUCAAACGUGAACUUCCUCACUGCAUGCACCUGCUCAAACAUGUGAUUGAAAGGUUGAAGGCAGAGAGCGGGAGAGAUGGAAGGGUAAAAGCGUCAAAUGAAUUCACCGAGAAGAAAGAUUGGAGGACUUCUGUUCAGAUCUGUACACCGAUGUCAAGAGAUCAAGCCCCUGUUUUUCCCCUGAAAUCAAGAUUCGCGGAAGGGCUGGGAAAUGGAAAUCAGUUUGGUGGUAAACUGAGGAACGAAGGAGGGGCAUUUUCGCCUUUCAAGAGAGCAAUGAAUGAAAAGAGUGAGGCUGAUUUGAGCGACGAUGGAACUCAUCACAAGAAACAGAGGCGUUGUUGGUCUCCGGAGUUGCACAAGAUUUUUGUUGAUGCCCUCCAUCAGCUUGGUGGUGCGCAGACAGCGGCUACACCCAAGCAGAUUAGGGAGCGUAUGAAGGUUGAAGGUCUCACUAAUGAUGAAGUUAAAAGUCAUUUACAGAAAUACAGAAUCUAUAUGAAGAGAGUUGAUUCAGCGGAGCCGAUAGCAGUUUCAGGGUUCCCAGUGGAUGGUGGAAAGAAGGUGGUUAAAGGCGGUUCUGCAGCCACCAGCGGUCAGAGUAUCGGAAAUGAAGACGAAGAUGAAGACAAAGACGACGACUAGUCGGUGAGAGCAACAAGGACCUUGCUUGCCUUACAAAAACAUAUCAUAUACUCCUCCUACUUCUUAAUUAAUUUCACUUUCAUUCUACACUUAUUUUGCCAGAGAAUUUAAAACCGCUUGUCAUAUUGCUUCAUAUAAAGCUGUUUUGAGAUAUUUAGUAUAGCAUAUUUUUCUGAGGAAUUCAUUUAGGAUGCCAAUUUAAAUUUUAUUUUUCAAAUGCAUGCACUAAUUUUAUUCUCC
This is a messenger RNA of Salvia hispanica, 1104 nucleotides long. RefSeq names its product transcription factor HHO5-like. The record is from RefSeq and is a predicted model, not a curated record. Gene Ontology annotation, molecular function: DNA binding; DNA-binding transcription factor activity. NCBI's taxonomy places the organism in Eukaryota, Viridiplantae, Streptophyta, Magnoliopsida, Lamiales, Lamiaceae. Gene Ontology annotation, biological process: regulation of DNA-templated transcription.